Molecule: messenger RNA, 1013 nt
Organism: Chiloscyllium plagiosum (whitespotted bambooshark)
Lineage: Eukaryota; Metazoa; Chordata; Chondrichthyes; Orectolobiformes; Hemiscylliidae
Source: RefSeq, a predicted model, not a curated record
CACUAAACACUGUUGUUUGUGCCAGCUCUCUGGAUAGAGGGGAUGGAGCUACUCUGCCUCUCUCUGGUUCUCCUCCGAACAUGGACAGCGUGUUACAGACUGGAGAAGCCAGUUCAAAGCGUGCACUCACCACUGUCCCUGGAAUUCCUGGGGGCACCCGUGCAGGAGCUGGGAAAAUCGGUCGCAUGAUUGCUGAGGAAGUGAUGGAGCUACAAAGGAUUAGAGGAUCCUCCCCUUCAAGCUGCAGUUCCAGUCCGCUUAACAUCACCAGUACCCCACCACCUGACACAUCAUCUCCUGGCGGAAAGAAGAUUCUGAAUGGUGGUUCUACAGAUGUGACGAAUGCAGGAGCAUUGGCCACGCAUGUAACAGACAGCACGGGCUAUCCAUACUUGGACAACACCUCUCUACUUAGUGGCAACUCUCACCUAGGUAUUGAUAUGAUUGAGGAUCGUUCAUCCAGUAGUCCCAGCAAUGACGAAGCAGCCAUGGCUGUGAUCAUGAGCCUUCUGGAGGCAGACGCAGGGCUUGGAGGUCCAGUCGAUUUUAGUGACUUGCCAUGGCCCCUUUGAACAAGUGGUUUAUACAAAGAGGAGUGUGUUAAGUUGAACACUGAUGAAACUUCUCAUCAGAACUUUUGCCAAUGUGUGUGUGUUGCUUAUUGACUUGCACGUAGCUGAAACACUCGUGUGGAUCCUGCAAAGAUGCUUCAAUUCCAUCCCAACCCAUUGCAUUUGUGGAGCAAGUUGCUACAUUAAUCUUGGUGAGUUUCCAUUGGGGAUGUUUUAAGCCUGUUUAAAAUUUUCUUGCACUUUCUGGAGCCUAACUUUGGAAAACACCAAGAUCCCCAUGUGUGCAAUCCUUUCUGCAAAGCUAAUUGUGUCAAAGUUUGUUUUUCUUGCAUUGUUCUGUCCCAUAUUAUAUAUAUAUAUAUACAAAUAUUUAUUGUAUUAGCCAUGAAAUGCUGCUGUUUUAAAAUUGUAGAGUUGAUCUGGUUUGCCAUUUGUACAGUU